Oryzias latipes (Japanese medaka) is the source of this 3845-nucleotide messenger RNA. RefSeq names its product adenosine deaminase RNA specific B2 (inactive) (gene adarb2). Gene Ontology annotation, molecular function: tRNA-specific adenosine deaminase activity; double-stranded RNA adenosine deaminase activity; adenosine deaminase activity. Lineage: Eukaryota; Metazoa; Chordata; Actinopteri; Beloniformes; Adrianichthyidae. Gene Ontology annotation, cellular component: cytoplasm; nucleolus. Gene Ontology annotation, biological process: RNA processing; adenosine to inosine editing. The record is from RefSeq and is a predicted model, not a curated record.
GACCCCUCUAAACAAGGCGGGAAUCAUCUCCAGCAUCCUUCAGGUGGAGCAAACUGCCAGCAAAAAAGAAAAAGAACAGCCAGCGAGUCAGAGCGCUGAGGGUGAAGGAGGGGUGUGAGCUGGUGGGUGUCGCUGGUGAUGUCACACCUCCCAAACAGCCGCGAUUGGACCCUAAUUAGAAAUCUCAGCAGCAAAUAGAUAGGCGUCCCGCAUGAUUGAGUCCAAAGUGGCUGAUGCCCCCCUAAAUUUCUGCAGAGGUGCGGCAGAGCUGGCGGAGAGGCACGGGAGUGACGGCGGCUGCUCCGCACACACACAGACGCUGGAGCUGGACUUCCAGAGGUGAUACAGGAGGAGCAGACGCGACCUCCUCCUCUUUCUCACACACACACACACACACCUCCCAGGCGUGGAGGGGACCAUUAAAGGGGUUUACUCGUAGCGGACGGCGCUGCGUUGGACGGGGGCUGCGGAGGCGAGACAAAGUACCACCAAGGAGAGGCGCGCCGGCGGCUCCAAGUUGUUCCCGUGCGUCGCUCCGGAGGCUGCGCAGAUGGCAUCCCUACUUGGGAACGGCGGCCGCGCGGCAGGUGCGCAGGCUGGACAAACGGCAAAGAUGAAGCUGAAGCGGAGACGGAGGAGGCGGUCGAAGAGAAGAGCAGAGAAAGUCAGCAUGCUGUCUGCAUUGAUCGCACCCUUCAAGUACAAAAUCCCUGGGACAGGAAAUAUGGAGGACGAGGACAGUUUAAGCACCAGCAGCGCAGAGGUAAAGGAAAACAGGAAUAUUGGUAACUUGGAGGACUGUUCCAUUGGUUCCGGAGAGCGGCAGCCCCUUCUCUGUUCGGACUCGGCGAGAAGUGGGAGCUCCGGUCUAAAGAGGAAGCGGCCUCUCGAGGAAGACAACAACGGGCACUUGUGUCAGCUACGACUCAUCUAUAAGAAACUCUCCUGGUCUGAAGCUCCAAAGAAUGCACUGGUGCAGCUUAACGAGCUCCGGCCGGGUCUGCAGUACCGCAUGGUGUCCCAGACGGGGCCCGUCCACGCUCCCGUCUUCUCCAUUGCGGUGGAGGUUAAUGGACUGACAUUUGAGGGGACAGGACCCACGAAGAAGAAGGCUAAGAUGAGGGCUGCUGAGCUAGCCCUCAAGUCCUUCAUCCAGUUUCCAAACGCUCCUCAGGCUCACUUGGCCAUGGGAAACAUCUCCAACCCUACGGCGGACUUUACUUCAGACCAGGCGGACUUCCCUGACACACUUUUCAAAGAGUUUGAGUCUUCGUCGUGCUCAGACGGCCUCUCACUCUGCAACUCAGGCAGCGAAAGUGAGUUGCUGUCCAGCGAGCUGCUGUCCAGCGAGCUGCUCCGACAUGGACGCCUGCUCCGCCACACGUUGGACCUCAUGGUGCAGGCUCAGCAGAGGCUGGGGGGGAUCGUUCCUGAGCCGGACGCUCCUAAGGGCCCGGUGGCUAUGCUCAACGAGCUCCGACCGGGCCUGCGCUACGCCUGUCUGUCAGAGCGAGCCGAGGGCAGGCGGCUGCGAAACUUUGUAAUGGCGGUGCGCGUGGACGGGCGAAUAUUUGAGGGCUGCGGACGCAGCAAGAAGCUGGCCAAGACCCAGGCAGCGCAGUGUGCCCUGCAGGCGCUCUUCAACAUUAGAUUAGCCCCCGAGGGUAGGACUGGCCUCAAAGUCAGCAGGAAAUCCUGUCUUCAUUUACCCCAGGAUUUUGCCGAUUCAGUAUUUUACCUGGUGAAGGAGAAGUACCGGUUGCUGGUGGGGGGCUGCAGUCCCGCUCACACUCGACACAAAUCCCUGGCAGGCAUCGUAAUGACCCGAGAUUUGGACCUGAGGCGCGCACAGGUGGUUGCUUUAUCCACCGGCACCAAAUGCAUCAACGGGGAAUACCUGAGUGACCAAGGACAAGUGGUCAACGACUGUCACGCUGAAGUCACCGCGCGCAGAGCUCUGCUGCGGUUCCUCUACUCUCAGCUGGAACUCUUUUUGAGUAAAAGGAUGGAGGACUGGGAGGAGUCGAUAUUCGUACGCCACAAAGAGCGCAGCUACAGGCUCAGAGACGACGUCCACUUCCACUUGUACAUCAGCACAUCGCCGUGUGGUGACGGGAGGCUCAACUCGCCCUAUGAAAUUUCCACUGACUUGCACAGCAGCAGACACCUUAUGAGGAAGCACCGGUGCCACCUGCGGACCAAAAUCGAGUCGGGCGAAGGGACGGUGCCGGCCCGAUGCAGGGGGCCCGUCCAGACGUGGGACGGCGUCCUGCAGGGCGAGCAGCUCAUCACCAUGUCCUGCACUGACAAGCUCACAAGGUGGAACAUUUUGGGCCUGCAGGGAGCGCUGCUGAGCCACUUUGUGGAGCCGGUGUACUUGCACAGCGUGACUGUGGGCAGCCUGCGGCACACAGGUCACCUGAGCAGAGUGUUGAGUCAGCGGCAGGAGCGCCUGGGCCCACUUCCUGUCUCGUACAGACGCAACCAGCCCCUGCUGAGCGGACUGAGCAGUGCAGAGUACCAGCAGCCGGGAAAGGCCGCCUGCGUCAGCGUGAACUGGACUGUGGGUGACGUGCAGCUGGAGGUGGUCAACACAGUGACGGGUCGGAGGCGAGACUCGGGGGCGCCUUCCCGCCUCUGCAAACACGCCCUGUUCACUCGCUGGAGUCGGCUGUACCGCAAGUUGGGGAUCCACGCGUCCGGAUCUGCGGACGGUCAGCUCAUGUACUACGAGGCCAAGAUGGCGGCGCGCCCCUACCAGACAGCCAAGCAGCAGUGGUUCAGGUCCCUGCAGGAAACGGGCCUUGGUACCUGGGUCAAAAAGCCCCCAGAGCAGGAGCACUUCCUGUUGUCCAUCUGAGUUGGGGGGGCGUGUUUGUGUGUGCGAGCUGGCGUUUGUGUGACCUUUAGUUUUUAUUUCAAGGGGGUAAGAUGCCACAUUUUCAGCAUGUCAGGCUCAAAUGGGACAAAAAGCACCGGGAGGGGGGGUGGGACUCUUUUCUCCGGCUGUGCUUUGAGCUCACAUGCACCCCUUCUUCGCCUGUCAAGGAAGGGUGGGGUAACCUUGAGCGGAAUGAAAGGCAGCCGCUAUCUUGUCAUCAGCUAUUUCCGGGCCCCAAAGCUCCCGCUGAGGAGCAGAGCCACAGGAGAAAGACAGCGAGACAGACGGAGACGGAGGGAAAGAAGGGAAAGAAGAAAAAAAAAAGGGGGGCCCACGUCCAAUUACCGGCCCUGUCAGGGUGACGGCUGAUGGAAAAGGAGCAAGGAGGAGGACAGACGGCAGCUUCUUUUUCCAUUUCUAUCUUUGUCCUUCUCCUAACUCACCCUUUUACUCCGGCGCUUGUCCCCUUUUGUCCCCCUCUUCUCCCCACACCUGAAAUAAGUGAAUCCACGACAAAAAGAGUUUCUCAGGAGACGCUACUCGUCACCAAUGAGAGACUCCUUCCAGGGCCGCGAACCCACGCGGCCUCCCCACUCCGAGAAAACUUUCAACAGAACACGUGACCGUGUAAAUUCGUACGUUGGGAGUAUUUCGUCGUCGGACUCCUCCAUCUGUUUCACUGUGUGACGUCCUGAUGCAGCUCAGUGUUUGUAUUCAUCACCUUUAUGAGCGUGCUCCUGUUACCGCCUGGAGACCACCGCCAGCAGCUGAGAGGAAAAUAUUAGAAGUUAGAGCGACAUCUGGUGGUGUCACAGUUGAUCUGCAACCGUGUGCUCCGGAGGUUUGACAGCAGCAGGUUUGAUCCAGGUGUGACUUUCAUUCCAUUUCUCCAUCACUAGAGAGUUUUUUUUUUUUUUUUUGGUAAGUUUUGUGUCUUUUAUUAAUAAAGUAAAACCCAACUGUG